AUGCAUUGGCUCAUACCACUACUCCCGGCCGCCGCAAUCUUCUGGCAACAGGCGGCCAGCGAUCCAAUGCCAAAAUAUAAUCCUCUCCCGCCUCUCCGCGAGCAAGCCCGCACCCAGGAUGCCUGGACCGACGAGCGCAAGGCGGGCAUCCCCGCUCUCCUCAAGAAACACGGCGUCGACGCCUGGCUGAUAAGCCAACGCGAGUACGCCGAAGAGACAGUCUUCUGGUCUCUCAAACCGGCAUCAACCUUCUCCGCCCGCCGCCGCACAACGUGCCUCUUCCUCGCCGAACCCCCCGCCUCCACCAACUCCUCUGAUAGCACCAUCCUACCACAGCAACCCGGGUGCAUCAUAGGCUGGACCGCAGACGUUUGGGCUACGCUCAAAUCCCAGCUCGAGGCCGCGGGCCCAGCCACCAUCGCCGUCAACGCGCACCCGGAAAUCGCCUUCGCCAGCGGCCUGCACGCGGGCGAGUACCAGGCCAUGGCCUCCGGGCUCGGCGGCGAGUGGACCUCGCGCAUGGUCGUCAAGCCCGAGAUCGCCGUCGAGUUCAUCUCGGCCCAGCCCGCUUCCAAGAUGCCGCGGUACAGGGAGAUCAUGGAGACGGCGUGGGCAAUGAUUGCCAAGGGUUUCAGCGAGGCGGUCGUCGUGCCGGGGAAGACGACGACGGGGGAUCUGGAGUGGUGGUUCCGGGAGGAGAUUCUGGCGCACAACUUCUCGACGUGGUUUCAGCCGAGCGUGAGCGUUGUCGAUGAGGCGCUGCCUUGGACUAUGAGGCUGGAGACGACUAUUGACGAGGGUGCGGGAGGGAGGAUCAUUCAGUAUGGGGACAUGCUUCAUGUUGAUUUUGGGUUGACUGCCAUGGGGCUGAACACGGAUACACAGCAUCUCGGAUACGUGCUUCGCCCUGACGAGACCGAUGUGCCUCAAGAUCUGAGGGACGGCUUGAAGAAGGGUAACAAGCUUCAGGAUAUCGUGAGGCGGAACAUUGCUGUUGGCAAGACGGGCAAUGAGAUGCUUAAGGCGUCGCUAGGAGAGAUGCACGCCGAGGGUAUCGAGGGACGGGUCUACUCGCACCCUAUCGGGGACUGGGGGCAUUCUGCUGGUCCUCUUAUCGGAAUGACCAACAUGCAAGAGUACGUUUCGGCGGCUGGCGAGCUGGCUGCUAUCCGCAGCAUGUGGUUCAGCGUGGAACUCCUCGUUGAGCAUUAUGUACCUUCAAGAAACACGACCCUCUGGUUUGCCCUGGAGGAGGAUGUGUACUGGGCUGGCGAGGAAGAGGGAUGGCAAUGGGUCUACGGCCGACAGGAAGAGUUCCACCUGGUGAGGGCGGCCAAGCAGCAACAGGCGUCGGAAGAGUUGUGA
This is a messenger RNA of Colletotrichum acutatum, 1365 nucleotides long. RefSeq names its product xaa-Pro aminopeptidase family enzyme. Bases 1 to 1365 code for a protein of 454 amino acids. Lineage: Eukaryota; Fungi; Ascomycota; Sordariomycetes; Glomerellales; Glomerellaceae. The transcript has 3 exons. The record is from RefSeq and is a predicted model, not a curated record.